Pseudozyma flocculosa PF-1 is the source of this 1968-nucleotide messenger RNA. RefSeq lists its product as uncharacterized. Lineage: Eukaryota; Fungi; Basidiomycota; Ustilaginomycetes; Ustilaginales; Ustilaginaceae. The coding region runs from base 1 to 1968 and encodes 655 amino acids. The transcript has a single exon. The record is from RefSeq and is a predicted model, not a curated record.
AUGGCGGCCAGCAGAGUGGCCAGGCAGGGCAGGCGGUGCUGCGCUCAGCCCGCGCACCUCUCAGCCGGGCUUUUCUUUUUGCUGCCCGCCUCAGCUCGGGAGCUUGUGCCGUGCGCGCCGCGUGCCACCUCGCCUGGCUCGACGCUCCGCCUGCCUCCUCCUUCUCCAACCCCUCAAUUUAACCCGCAAGGCUUCUCGCUUUCCUCCCUGCCGCCACAACCAACAUCACCACUCGCCCCUCGACUCUUCAUUUCUUCCCCACCUAACCGUCUCUGCGCCCAGGCCCAGUCGGCCUUGACCACCGAAGUCGCCAGCGUCGUCUCGGUACCGCCGCACUCCUCUAUCCCACCCCUCUCCCGCGAUCCUCCCGCAACGUGGUCCCUCCAUAUGUUUGGCCACUCGCACCGCGGCGGCGGUGGUGGUGGCGGCCAUCGUCGUCGCCGCGACGAAGACUAUCCGGUCCAUGAGACGGACGUGCCAGCCACCCAGAUCGGAGAGCAGACGGGUCCGCUGCAUGACGUCGACGCCCUUCUUGCCGCGGACCAGCAGCGUCAGCUCGCGAGCUUCAGCUUUGGCGGCGUCGCCGAUCAGCUCCCGCCCUCGCCCGAGCUCAUCGUCCAAGGCUACGGACGCGUCGCUCUGCCCCUAGUUGACCCCGCCGAGGCUGCCCGCUUGGCCGCCACCUGUCAGCAGGCCCCCUUUGGCCGUGGCACGGAAACCCUCGUCGACACCGCCGUCCGAAGGACCUGGCAGCUCGACCCUGCGGCGUUCGCUGUACAUGGCGCAGAGUGGAACGACGGCAUCGCCGCCUUUGGGCCCCUGAUCGCCGAGAAGAUGGGCUUCGCCGGCACGCCCCUGUCCUUGGAGCCCUACAAGCUGCUCCUCUACGAGCCUGGCGGCCACUUUGCUUGUCACCGAGACACGGAAAAGGAGGACGGCAUGUUUGCCACCCUCGUCAUCCAGCUGCCCUCGGUCCACAGCGGCGGCCAGCUGAUCGUCUACCGCAACGGUGUCCCGAUCUUCCACGACUUUGGCGCUGCCAGGGGCACCGCGGCCUCUCAGUGCCACUACGCGGUCCACUACGCCGAUGCCGAGCACGAGGUGACGCCCGUGACGCAGGGCUACCGCCUGGCGCUGGUCUACUCGGUUUGCUGGCCUGCGAGCCAGGGUGAGCCGACGGUGCCGCCUACGUCGGCCGAUGCGGACGGGACUGCCGCGCUGGCAGCCGCGCUGGGCAAGCUCGCCGACGAGGAGAGGCGCUUCUACCACCUCCUCGACCACGACUACACGGCCAAGAGCAUCAAGCAGCUGGGCGAGCGCGCCCUCAAGGGUGUCGACCGCGAACGCGUGGCCAGCCUGUGUGCAGCCAGCCGCUUGCUGUCCCAGGAUCGCCGCUACGCGUUUUACAUCGCCGAGGCGACGAGGAAGACCCUGCACGCCUUCGACGGUCCCGAGAGCGGCUGGUCAGAGUACUGGGAGCCCGUGAUCCGUUUCGAACGCUACCAGCGACUCGACGGCACUCGGAUUCCGGGCGACGCCAGCCUGGGCCACCUCUUCACCAACCGCGACGUGCUCAACCCGGACAGCAAGUCGAUGCUGCAGCUGUGGGCCGGCCACCGCAGGCAAGAGAGCGGCUGGCUGGGCAACGACGGCCCGUCGCAGGACACUAUCUACUCCAAGUACGUCCUGAUCGCCUGGCCAGAGCGGCUGGCAGGCGUCUUUGAGGUGCUCGCGCAGCACGACACGCGCGCCCUCAAGGCGCUGGUGGCCACGCAGCCGACGGACGCACAGCUCAUCGAGCUGCUCGACGCCAUCAAGGCGUCGAUCGCCCUGAGCGAGGUACCCCGAGAGGCCGGUGCUGGACGACGACGAGGAGGACGAGGAGAAGAUCGAGGCCCUGCACAUGCGGCUGCGGCACGAGACCCUCAAUGCGCUCGUCGCGCGGCCGUUCAACGCGGCUCUCUUUGA